Candoia aspera is the source of this 9916-nucleotide messenger RNA. RefSeq names its product protein phosphatase 1 regulatory subunit 9A (gene PPP1R9A). Lineage: Eukaryota; Metazoa; Chordata; Lepidosauria; Squamata; Candoiidae. Gene Ontology annotation, biological process: calcium-mediated signaling; neuron projection development; actin filament organization. The transcript has 19 exons. The coding region runs from base 198 to 4202 and encodes 1334 amino acids. Gene Ontology annotation, cellular component: postsynaptic density; dendrite; actin cytoskeleton. The record is from RefSeq and is a predicted model, not a curated record. Gene Ontology annotation, molecular function: actin filament binding.
UUUCUUUUGAAAGUCAUCUGGUUUCCCAUCUGGUUUUUUUUUUCUGUUAUUGCAGCCCAUAUCUGGAAGUUUAUCUGCUGCCUAUGAGUAUGGCCUGGACAGAAUUUCAUUUCUUUUAAGUGCAUCCACAAUCCUAACCAGAAUUGGUUAGGUAUAGUAGCCACUAUGUAUGUUGGUGUAACACUCUGAAAAUAAACAUGAUGAAGACAGAGUGUUCAGGGGAAAGAUCAACCCUCCGAAGUGCCUCUCCUCACAGAAAUGCUUAUAGGACUGAGUUCCAAGCACUGAAAAGCACCUUUGACAAACCUAAAUCUGAUGGAGAUCAAAAAACAAAAGAAGGAGUGACUUCUCAGCAAAGCAGGGGGAGGAAAUAUGGAUCUAAUGUCAACAGGAUUAAAAAGUUAUUCAUGCAAAUGGGCAUGGAGCCUAGUGAGAAUGCUGGUGGAAUGACAAAGAUCAGAGGUAAAAGUGGCCCACUAUCUCCUCAAAGAAGAAGCAGGCCUAAAGAGUUUGUGGAGAAGGGAGAUGGAUCAGUUGUAAAGUUAGAAUCUUCUGUUUCAGAAAGGAUUAGUAGAUUUGAUGCUAUGCAUGAUGGCCCUUCAUACUCCAAAUUUACUGAAACCAGGAAAUUGUUUGAAAGAAAUAUUCAUGAAACAGGGCCUUCUAAUCGCUACUCCCCAAAGAAAGAGAGACCAGUGUCUACUAAUGAACUUCAAGAUGAAUUGUGUAUCUCUAAGUCUAACAGAGGAAGUACAGAUUCACUGGACAGUUUUAGUUCAAGAACAGAGGCUGUUUCUCCAACAGUGAGUCAACUUAGUGCAGUGUUUGAAAACACAGAUUCACAAAAAAGUGUAACCAUUUUAGAAAAAGCAGAAGACAAUGAAGAGUACUCUGUAACUGGUCACUACCCUCUAAACCUGUCUGCAGUCAACAAAGAUUUGUCUUCCACAGUUGGAAAUCUUGAUGGCUUUAGUCCCAUAAAAGAUGCCAGUGCUUGGUCCCCAUCAAAACAAAAUACCACUUCAGUAUCUGUUGAGAACUCUCUGCAAACCUCUACCAGAGUUAAUGAAACAGUUAAUGAAAAGUCAAAAAGCACUUUGCCUGUUUUAAAAACAAGUGGAGUACAAAUUAAGAGUGCCAGUUACUCUUCUUUUGGCCCCUCUGAAGCACUUAAACAGUCAGUAGAUGGACUUGACAAACAGGAUUUUGGUGAGACCUGUACUAGGAAUAAGGCAGAAACAAAGUCUGAAGUAUCAUCUUUGCAAAAAAAGAUACUGGAUGGAGCUGAGAGUACAGAAAUAUCAGAAAACUCAACAGUUACUGAUGACAUUGCUUUCGACGUAACUUCACAUUUUGUUGAAGAUAGAAAUGUAAGGGAAGUACAAAAAGAACAAAAUGAUUUCCAGAGUUCUCAUGUGUAUAUGCAUGCCGAUUACAAUGUCUACAGGAUACGAUCAAGAUACAGUUCUGACUGGGGGGAGACAGGAACUGAACAGGAUGAUCAAGAGGACAGUGAUGAUAACUGUUGUUAUGAACCUGACAUAGAAUAUUCUGAAGUUAGUGGAUUGCCAGAAGAAGAUGAAAUCCCAGCAAACAGAAAAAUUAAGUUUAGUAGUGCUCCAAUUAAGGUUUUCAACACAUAUUCUAAUGAAGACUAUGACCGGAGAAAUGAUGAAGUUGAUCCAGUAGCUGCAUCAGCUGAGUAUGAACUAGAAAAACGUGUGGAGAAGUUGGAGCUUUUCCCAGUAGACCUUGAAAAAGAUGAAGAUGGACUUGGUAUCAGUAUUAUUGGAAUGGGAGUUGGAGCAGAUGCAGGCCUUGAGAAGCUGGGCAUAUUUGUCAAAACUGUAACAGAAGGUGGGGCUGCAGAAAAAGAUGGCAGGAUCCAGGUAAAUGACCAAAUUGUAGAAGUAGAUGGAAUCAGCCUGGUCGGUGUCACACAAAAUUUUGCUGCGACGGUUCUCAGAAAUACCAAAGGAAGAGUCAGGUUUAUAAUUGGCAGAGAAAAACCAGGACAAGUAAGUGAAGUGGCUCAGUUGAUCAGCCAGACCCUAGAACAGGAGCAGCGCCAGAGAGAGCUUCUGGAGCAGCAUUAUGCACAAUAUGAUGCAGAUGACGAUGAGACAGGGGAAUAUGCUACAGAUGAAGAUGAGGAGGAUAUUGGUCCAGCUUUUCCAGGAGGCAAUAUGGCCAUUGAAGUGUUUGAACUUCCUGAAAAUGAGGACAUGUUUUCUCCAACAGAAUUGGACACUACCAAACUGGCUCACAAAUUCAAAGAGUUGCAAAUCAAGCAUGCAGUUACAGAAGCUGAGAUUCAGAAGCUGAAAACAAAGCUACAGGUUGCUGAAAAUGAGAAAGUAAGGUGGGAGCUGGAAAAGAGCCAACUUCAGCAGAACAUUGAGGAGAACAAGGACAGGAUGAUGAAACUUGAGAGUUAUUGGAUCGAGGCACAAACCCUGUGUCAUACUGUAAAUGAACAUCUGAAGGAAACACAGAACCAGUAUCAGGCCUUGGAGAAGAAAUACAACAAAGCCAAGAAACUGAUUAAGGACUUUCAACAAAAAGAACUUGAGUUUAUCAAGCGGCAUGAAGUUGAAAGGAAAAAAAUUGAAGAUCUGGAGAAAGCUCACUUUCUAGAAGUUCAAAGUUUACAAGCUCGUAUUAGAGAACUGGAAACAGAAGUGUUCAGGCUACUGAAGCAAAAUGGGAGCCAAGUUAACAACAACAACAACAUUUUUGAAAGACAGACAUCUGUUGGAGAAUUCUCAGGAGGAGAUACAGUGGAAAACCUUGAUGGAAAGCAAAUGUCUUGCCUGGAUGCCUUAAGUCAAGAAGGAGCUGUAAAGGGGGUUGAUCCUGAUGAUGUUUUUGAUUUCAAUGAAGCAGUCCCUGAAACAGAAAGAUUGGAUUCUAAAGCUCUGAAAACUCGUUUGCAGCUUUCAGUGAAAAACAAAAGGUCACGACCAACCAGAACAAGACUUUAUGACAGCAUCAGCUCCACAGAUGGAGAAGACAGUCUUGAAAGAAAGCCUCCGUACAGUUAUGGUAGCCCCAUACACAUUACAAAAUCACCUCUGCCCAUGUGUAUGAGAACCUCCUCACCAGCAUCAGAUUCUGGUGCUUCCUCCCUUUCCCCUGUGGCUAGCAGUGCUGCGUUUGCAUUUGACAACGUAAUUGAAAACCAGGAUGAAGAGCAACAAUACACGACUGUUGUGUCUGCCCAUGGAGAUACUCCACUCUCCUCUCCUUCAACAUCCUGUCAAAGUUACGAAACUUCACCUGUGCAUCAUUCAACCAGCAGGAGUAUCUGCCAUGAUGAAGAUGGUGCAACAGGUAUCCAAUCACCAAGAGCAUCCAGCCCUUCUGUAGGGCAUAUAACAGCAAUAAAACAAAUGUUUGUGGACCUGGGGACUCCAUUGAUGAGAAGUUCUAGCAUGAAUAAGAGGCAAAGGGAAAAAGAACCCAUUCGAGUUUCUACUGGCUGCAGGACAACUGAGGAACUGUUGGAAUGUUCAGCAAGUAGACCCUUCUUAAUCAAGUCAUCCUCUCUCCCUCAUAACUCUGUUCCAUUCAUAUGGUAUGGAGAGAGCAGCAGGAAAUCCAAUUCUUCCAGCAACUUGCCUUCACCUUCCAGUUCAACUGAUCCUUCCUCUGAAAAUCUAAGUCCUGCUAAAAAAGGGUCCAAGAACUUUACUUUCAAUGACGACUUCAGUCCCAGCAGCACUAGUUCAGCUGAUCUGAGCGGCUUAGGGACAGAACCCAAAACCCCAGGAUUUUCACAUUCCAUAGUAGUGUCUUCUGAUGAGAUUCUUGAUGAUGGACAAUCUCCCAAGCACAGCCAGUUUCCAAAUCGUGCUGUUCAAGAAUGGAGUGUGCAGCAAGUCUCUAACUGGUUAAAGAGCCUGAAUUUAGAACAUUAUGUUUCUGAAUUCAGUGCCCAGAAUAUAAAUGGAGAACGUCUCCUUCAGCUGGAUGGCAGUAAACUUAAGUCCCUUGGUAUGACAUCUUCCCAGGAGAGAGCUGUGAUUAAAAAGAGAAUUAAAGAAAUGAAAGCAAGUCUAGAGAAAGCUCGCAAAGCUCAAGAGAAAAUGGAAAAGCAAAGGGAAAAACUUAGGAAGAAGGAAAAUGAGCAGUUUCAAAGAAAAUCUAGAAGGCUGGAAAAGCAGUCACCAGAACCAACUGAGGGGGCUAAUGAGCAGUGAGACACCAGAAUGAACUGUGCUUUCUAAGAACAUGAAGACAUCUUCAAGGGAGCAAGAGAGAACACGGUUUUCUUCAUUACAAAAAAAGCUUUGCAUCAAUAUCUGAAGCUUUACAAAAGGGAAACGAAUCCUGUAUUGCUGUAGUUUCCUGCCCCUGCAGAAAUGCUGAUACUUGGGAUGUAUUCGACAAUUCAGACCACGGCUACUUUAUUUUCUGAUGACUCAGCUAGCAAGUCAGGAUGGGAUUGUUACUGAAACUCUCUCACCCCACCGACGCCAGCCUGGCUUGCUUGUCCGCAUUUACAUUGUGCCACCAUCCUAAUCACUUGGACACAGUGUUAUGUAACUUUUACACUAUUAACUUGGUGACCCUGGAAACAGGCCAGGGUUAAAAAGCUUCUGUGGACCUGUAAAGGUGGAUAACCAGAGGUAAACUGUAUAUCAGUUAUUACACAUGGAUAACAACCCACACCGAAAUUUCAAUUUUUUCUUCUGCAGAUGAGCUUCAUUUCACAUCCGUGCUCAGAGAUGAUUCUGCCCCAUCCCAGCACAGUGUGGUUUCAAGAUUUGAAAUGAUAUUGAGGUAACAGGUAGCGGCAGAGUUCAGUCACCUUCCUGCACUUCAGAAGGGAAGGCAGUCCUUCCCUCAUCAGCACCCCAUAUUUUUCCCCAUCCAGGAACUGUAGCUGAAGAUCAAUGGAAGCAAGGCCUUAAUCUGCCAUGUGACACUAGAGAGUAACAUUUACUCCCUGGAUUUUUAAGUAUGGAUUUCUAAAUCUAGGUUGGUUUGUAUUAAAGUACGAUUUUUCAGUGUUCUCCUUGAGGAAGGUAUUUAAUUACACUUCCCUGUAGCAUGCUACCCCUCUCUUUUUUCCCCAACAAAGAAUUCACAUUUUUUGAUCAGCAAGAUGAUCCACCCUUUGGCUUUCCUUAACCCAGAAGUAGAAAUUGAUUAUGCUCCUUGGCAGAGUUGAGGUUUCACCUCCUGAAAGUGACUUUCAAAGUCACCUUCAAAUAAAAUUCUCUUUUAAAAAAGAAGAAGAAGAAAGAAAAUUUGCUAUUUAAAUGGCAGUGUGUGUUUUAAACUUCAAUGUCCUGUAAUAAAAUACUAGGAUAAAAAAGCUAUGUAGCUAUAAAAGUGCAGUCUGGAUUUUUUCCCCUUAAGCAGAAUAAAUAGGAUUGGAAGCUCAGGCUUAAAUGGGUGGGUCAGAAAACAUUGUACUACUUGACUUAAGAAUUCUACUUCUUAAGCAUUGAGGGGAUGAUCCAGCUGAAAGUAAGCUCUUUAAAAUUGUAUUGAUUUCAUUGGAGAGAUUUGACCAUGCACUUAACUCUUCCCUCCUUUAAAAUUAAUAGGACUUUAAAAAUAUUUUUGUUUGAAUUGCAGCUGUUAAUAUUUUACCGAAUAAUGGACCAUAGCCUCAGCUUCUUUUAAUUGAUUAAUUAGUACAGAUAAGAUUCGUUCUAACCAAGUUUAGUGUAGGGUUUUGUUUUUGUUUGUUUUUGCUGGUACUGCAUUAUAUAGAGCUAGGAACUGGAUGUUUUUGGAAGCAGAUAGUUGGCUUUAAAGAAUGAACACUUUAAAAGAAGCUUGAUUAUCAUUAAGCUAGCAUCCAGAUUUUACUUAAGGCUUACCUGGACUUAAUUCUGGACUGCUACAAGAGAAUUUCUUAACUACAGGAGGUCAACUUUCCAUUUCAGUCUCAGUAGCUUUGUUAUGCCUUGCUCUACAUGCUACAUAAAUUUUAUAAUUGUCAGGAUCCUUGUUCCUCUCCAAUCAUACGCAGUAAUUCCAUGUUCAUGUUGCAAUAUUCAAGUUGAAACCUACAGCUAUAAUAACAAAGCUCUGCCAACUUUUGAUAACUUGAAGGUCCUAACACUUCUUUUUGUACCAGAAAGGACCAAGAGUACAAAAGUAAAAACCACAGAAUGUAAGGUACUUGUCCUCUGGGAGACAGAUUGAACAGAAAAAUCUGAGAAUGGUCAAACUCCAUUCUUGGUUUAUUUUAGAGGUUUAAAGGUUCUGUUUGGGCAAAAGAAUGGUAUCUGAAAGAAAUCUAGCAACGUAUUCUUUUAACUGUGAAGUUAGUUACAGCAUUAAAUGCACUUCUUCUGUUUUAGUUAUGUUUACAGGCUGGUAAUUUAAGAUGGAUGUAUAUAUCAGUAUGGGCAUGUUCCUCUCCUUUAUAUAAUUUAUAUUCUUUACUUUGUAUUUCUAAGAUUCUAUAGUUCUAAGGACUAUAUAUUGCUCUGUAGAACCAUUUUGCAUUCCUGCUGUGUAAAUUGUGUAAUGUUGCAGAUAACUAAAUUGAUAUAUGUUCUGUACUUAUCCCCUUAUUUCGUUUUCUGUUUUGUGGUAAUUUUAGAACUGAGCAUUGAAUUUUAACCGUUUUAAAAAAAAUAAAAAUAACCUUUAUACUUAAGAACAUCCAGUAGGAUAAAUAACAGAUACAGAAUGGACCAAACAAAACCUUGGUCCUUGCUGGUGAGAACCAAAUUAUAUUUUAUUUGCUGCUGUUCUUUUUUUUUAUCUCCACUUCCCUCCAAGUGUUUGUGAGAGUGCUUCUAAUCUCUCUCCACUUAUCAUUUUUUUUUAACAAGAAUUGCCAUAGGAAAAGUGAACCUGGUUUUUCACAUCUGCCUAACAACUACACUUUUCUCCUUCACAAGCACAAAUGGUGGUAGAGUGCACUUCUUUAGCUCUUGUUAGACAACCAUUAAAGGAAACCCAAUUACUUUAGAUAUUGGCAAUCUAUAGUGGUUAGAUGUCUGGCUCUUUGAAGAAACCAGGUUCACAACUAGGUGGAGGCAUAACUGAAAGGCAGGGCUGAUUCAUGGAUUGAAUUCCUAUAUUAAACAGGAAAAGGGCUACCACUUCAGACUGUAAGCAUUCAAUGGCCAUUAGAUUGCAGGAAAGAGUGUUUUAAUAUAUCUUUGCUGUCAUCUAGUGAUUGUCUGAAUUAUUGCAGACCCAUAGCUUUUCACAGGAAGAAGUCUUUCUUUCUUCCCUUGUUGGCUCAGAGACUGCAAAUCCUGAAAUGUUCAGAAACAGAUCAAGUACAUAUAGACAGCACUGACUGCCAGACUGUAUCCAAAUUACUAGAAGAAUAGUAACUGAAGAUCUCCUGAAAGAAGAUUAGCAAUCCCUGCCCCAAAGUACGAGGUCCUUCUCCAUCUCUUCCCUUACACAGGAUCCAUCCAAACUGUGAUGAUUCAACAGCUGCUUACCUUCACUGCUUAAAGGAGCACUCGUGUGUUUUGGUUGCAGAGUGAACCUUCACAAGGCUCCCAUUUACCUGUAAAGAAAAACCCUUAAUGGUACAGCCCUGACUAAAGUUACCCACUGGGAAUGGGGCUAGGGAAACCUAAAAGACAUGUAAGAGCUUACCAAAGCCUAUGGGCGGUCCAGCUAAAGUAGCUGGAGAGAGCGUUGCUUGCAAAAUAACCCUACAUAUUGGUACUUUUAGAUGGGCCUUUCCCUCUUUGGAGUAUAAGCUUUGUUGCUUUGCACCUAUGUUGUGUCCUUCCUGAACUAAGGCAGAAAUGGUUGAGAAAUAAAAGUUUUCCUGCUGCUGCUGUUCUUUCAUUGUGCUAGUCUCACAUGUUAGUUAAAAUAGUCACAAAACUAAAAAUCCAAAGAGACCCCUUGAAUCACUAUUUAACUUCUUUAACAUAACUUUUUGUUUAAAGGUGUUGUUUGACAUUUUGCAGUUAUUCAACUUAAAGGGUAGAAGAGAACUCUUUAGCAAUGGUAUGUCAUUUACAAGGUAACAGUUGGCCUCUCUUCUACUGCCUCACAUUUGCACUUCUAAAACCUUGGCUGAUUGACUGAAAUUGGUCCUUUGCCUAAAAAUGAUUUGUCAGAGCACUUGCUAUACUACUGACCACUGAGUCAAUACAGCAGUUUCCAGGGUGUUGUCAAGCAGGCAUCUGAGUGAGGAAUAGUUUUGCAUAGCUGGCAGCCAGGCAUUUUGAUGCAGGAAUGUAGCUUCUUUGCCAAUGGCCAAUCCAGGAAAUGAGACUUCUUAAGGGAAGGCGCUUACUUGUUUAUAUACCUUUACACAAUAUAUUGAAUUUUGGGAGAGUCCGCUCUGUGUGUGUAGACUUAUACAACCCACCAAAUCACAAGGGUUGCUUUUAGCCAUGUUGCACAGAAGAAAUCUAGGCAUGCCCUGUCCUGUGCAUUAGUGAGUGAAACUGCCUUUCAAGAAUUUAAUGUGGGAUCUGAGAUUUUAAGGAAAAUGCUCUCCUAAAGUUACAUUUAUGAAUGUUUCCUCUGGAUAUCUUUAACAACAUUAUGGUGGAAUUUUUUUGGUUGGAUCAGUGUAAUGCAACUAAAAAGAAACCAUUGUUUUCGUAUUUUGUAAAUUGUAUGCUUGAAAUCUGUUGGAAAUUUUAAGCAGUUUUUUACUGAGCCAUAUUGUGAUUUCACAAAUGACUUGUCCAACCAAUAUCUAUAUUGCUAAAUCAUACAUAGUUAAUGUUUUUUCUUGAUUUUAUUGUAUUCCUCUGACAUUGGAACAAUAUCCAUUUGGAAAUCUGAUGCAGCCCUGAGCUGUCCAACAUUGUCUUGGACAUAAGAGAGAUUCUUUUACUGGAAAAGACUUGUGGGUGUCAGUUACAAAGUGCAUGUAUCUUAUUAGCCGUUGAACUUUAUUAUUAUUUUUUUUAGUGAUAGCGGCUGCUUCUUUCAUCUGGACUUUUAGAAAAGAAACUCCACCAAACACUAUUAUGCAAUAACCAGGUCUUUCGAUAAAUUUGCUAUCCUUAUUGUUUAUAUGUUGCUAUGAGGGUAACACUGGAAGAUCCAAGUGAUGUGGGAGGCAACAGUAAUAUAUGUCUUCCUCAUGGUAAAAUCUCCCAUUCCAGCACCUGGGGCAGUCACUUUAGAAAGGCGUCAAAAUACGUUCUCAUAAUUUGUUCAUAUCCUUAUGAUGUUAUCUUCAUAAUGCAGUGACUCUCAAGAAAUAAAAGAAUUAAGAAAAAGUAACUCUUACAGAAUCUAGUGAAAUUAUGAUAUUGUUGGGUGGAGGUGCUGUUGAGUUAUCAAUUUUUAAUUUCAGAAGGUCAAGGCAGCUCAGAGUGGUUAGUUUUGGAUGGAGUUUUGCUACUCAGGGCUAGGAUAACUCAAGACUUUAAGCUGAUCCCCUCCCCUCAACAAAAGACAAAAACAGUUGAAAUGAAAAGGAAGGAAACUAAACACACAGAAAUUCUCACAAAUAGAAAUAUUUUUCUCACUGUUUCACAUUUUAGUUCCUGUUUUUGUAAAUCCAUAUUCCAGAACAAAAUACGUUCCUAAAUUCGAGCAGCUGAAAUGCAAAUCCUCUCUGCCCUGUGCCCCACUGCUUUAAACAUUGGUUUGUUGGUCAAAAGGGAAUGAAUGGCAGCACUAUGUUUGGAAGUUUUAAUGUAUUAAUUGCAUGUAAUCCUGAUACUUAAUUUUGUACAUCUAGGUGUCAAAUCAUCUGCAUGAAAGAUGCUGCAGUGCUAUGCUAGUACUUUCUCAAUUUUUUGUUAAAUAACUUCCCAGGAAAAUGUUCUCUCUACAUUUAGUUACUUGGAGGUAUUAAAAUAAAGAAGAACAAAAAAAAAGGCGGUUGCCCUUUGUAUUCUUACAGAUUUUUAAAGUUUGUGAUUGAUUUGUUAAUGUAUAUAACUUUAUUGCCAAUGACUAUUGUUAGACAAUGAAUGCAAUAAAAGAAUACUGAAACUCA